UCCCAACCAACCCCCUACCUCGCUUCCCCCCUUUCUCCGGCAUAUUUCCUUGCCUGCGUUUGGAAGGGUAAAAGAGGCGAAACUGACACGCGAACCCGGGGAAAAGGAGGGCGGUGGAGGAAACCGCAUAGGCCGUGGCUAUGGCCACGUUCACCCGUGCGGAAUUCUACCAGCAGCUGCUGACGGGUUGCAUGCUGCCCACCGCUCAGCAAGGUUUCGAACAGGUCUGGACGCUUCUUCUCUUGUGCCUGCUGUGUCGUCUCUUUUGGAGGCUGGCUCUGCCGUCUUACGCCAAGCACCUCAGCACCGUGGCUGGUGGCUUCUAUGCCCUCUACCACUUCUUCCAGCUGCAGAUGGUGUGGGUCGUGCUGCUGAGCCUUCUCUGCUACCUGGUGCUGUUCUUGUGUCGCCACUCGACCCAGCGGGGCGUCCUCCUCUCCAUCACUAUCCUCAUCUAUUUGCUGAUGGGGGAGAUGCACAUGGUAGACACCAUGACGUGGCACAAGAUGAGAGGAGCGCAAAUGAUUGUGGCCAUGAAGGCUGUGUCGCUGGGCUUUGAUUUGGACCGGGGUGAGGUGCCGUCCAUCCCUUCCCCAGUGGAAUUCAUGGGUUAUAUCUACUUCGUUGGGACGGUCAUCUUUGGGCCUUGGUUCCGCUUUCGCACCUACCUACAGGCCGUGGAGAGCAGGGAAAUGAGCUUCUCCUGGUUCAAGAAGGUGUGCUGGAGCAGUUUCCUCUCCCUGGUGUGUCUCAUCAUGUCCACUUGCAUAGCCCCCUACCUCUUCUCUUACUUCAUCCCCCUCUACAGCUACAAGCUGCUCAGAAAGUGGCUCCGGGCAUAUGAAAGCGCCAGUUCUUUCCACUUCAGCAACUAUUUUGUAGGCUUUCUCUCUGAAGCGACAGCCACAUUGGCAGGGGCCGGCUUCACAGAGGAGAAGGAUCAUUUGAAAUGGGAUCUAACAGUGUCUCGCCCCCUGAAUGUGGAACUGCCCCGUUCUAUGGUGGAAGUGGUCACCAGUUGGAAUCUGCCUAUGUCCCGUUGGCUGAACACCUAUGUCUUUAAGAGCUCCCUGAAACUGGGCACCUUUUCGGCAAUCAUCGUAACCUAUGCUGCAAGCGCCCUCUUACAUGGGCUGAGUUUUCACCUGGCUGCUGUGCUUUUAUCACUUGGCUUCAUCACUUACAUAGAACAUGUUCUUCGGAAGCGUCUGUCGGUCAUAUUCAACGCCUGCAUACUCUCUAAGAAGUGCCAGCCGGGGUGUUCGCAUCACCACACCACAGAUUUUUGGGUUCGCCUCCUCAACUUGCUCUUUGGGGUGCUAGCGGUGUUUCACCUGGCCUACCUCGGCUCGUUGUUUGACAUGGACGCUGAUGACUCCGUGGAAGAGCAGGGCUAUGGCAUGUCUUAUACUAUCCAAAAGUGGUCCGAGCUGAACUGGGCCAGCCACUGGGUGACCUUUGGGUGCUGGGUCUUCUACCGGCUCAUCAGCUGAACUUUGACCUCUGUGCAGACUUGAGGAAAUGGAGCAGGAGGGCAAAAGGAGAGGUGGAGCUCAGGACCCGCCUUUCACGCCAAGAAAACUGGAUGCUGCCAAGGACUUGAACACUCCGGAUGCUGCCUGAUCCUUUUCCUUAUGGGACCCACUUAUUCAGGGAAGGGGUCUGUAGCUGGGGGUGACCUUAGGUAAAUCCUGACCCAUUGCCCUCAAAAGGAAGUAAAUUAGGUCAAAGAAAGGACUGCUGAGAGAGAGAGAGAGAAAGAGAGAGUUCUCUUUCCUCUCUACCAAAUGACUACCUGGGGAAACAGCACCCCAUACCGCUUGGAAAAUUUUUGCCUCGCCUUGGGAAUUUCCUUUAUUAGCAAUCUGUGGCAACUACACCAGCUCUUCUUUUAUGUCGCCGUAUGAUCAAAACGGUCUCCUCCUCUUAAUUCAAUGCAUGCUCUCUUAUUCCUUUCUUCUCUCUUGUUGCUCAGCGUGUGGCCUGCAACCACGGUUUUCCUUACACCUCUCAUUUUUGCCGGGAUUGGUCUUUUGUUGUGACUCGCUGCUCAUUAGCCUGUUGGAAUGUUUAUCUUUUAAAAUGUAUACAGGGUUUUAAACAUCCCUAGUUUGGAAGGUAGGGCAAGGCAACUCUUCACCGACCCUGCCGUCCUGCAUGCAAAAUAAAUGUAUGCAAAUCCAGCAGUUUUGCAUAAUUUAUUUUGUUUCCAAGAUCCCUGCGUUCGACGCAUCCAAAAUUUUUGUUAAGGGCAGAAAAGAAGAAAAGGAUAUUGAGCACAUGGCUAGGGGAGGUGAAAAGGCAAACCCUAUCCAUGCAGAAAAGCAAAUUGCUAUCAGAGCACUGAAAUUCGACCCAUUCCAACCGCUGGAAUGCUUGCUGCAAAAUAUUCUUUGUUUGCAGUGUGUAGACUAGAAAAUCGCUCCAUUUUUUUUCUAAAUUAAAGCUGAAAUGCUCA
Messenger RNA from Eublepharis macularius, 2458 nucleotides. RefSeq names its product porcupine O-acyltransferase (gene PORCN). Gene Ontology annotation, cellular component: endoplasmic reticulum; membrane. NCBI's taxonomy places the organism in Eukaryota, Metazoa, Chordata, Lepidosauria, Squamata, Eublepharidae. Gene Ontology annotation, biological process: lipid modification; protein palmitoylation; canonical Wnt signaling pathway. The transcript is spliced from 13 exons. The record is from RefSeq and is a predicted model, not a curated record. Bases 141 to 1493 code for a protein of 450 amino acids. Gene Ontology annotation, molecular function: Wnt-protein binding; palmitoleoyltransferase activity.